Messenger RNA from Copidosoma floridanum, 3819 nucleotides. It is a transcript of the gene PPP1R15, whose product is annotated as Protein phosphatase 1 regulatory subunit 15. Gene Ontology annotation, molecular function: protein phosphatase regulator activity. The record is from RefSeq and is a predicted model, not a curated record. NCBI's taxonomy places the organism in Eukaryota, Metazoa, Arthropoda, Insecta, Hymenoptera, Encyrtidae. Gene Ontology annotation, biological process: response to endoplasmic reticulum stress. Gene Ontology annotation, cellular component: endoplasmic reticulum; protein phosphatase type 1 complex.
UGCACCGAAUCGCGACUCACUUCUCCAUCAUUACCUUUGAAAAUGGCCGCUUGAAAAGAGAACAGCUUACUACUAACAGUCACGUUUACUUUUGCUCUUAAAACUUUCGUAAUCGCUAAAGUUGAUAAACCUUGGUCUCCACGCCAACAUUGUAAAACCCAGUGUUAAAUCGUACAUCAUGGAAUCGUACUUUCAAUCGUCUACUGGAAGCAAAAUUACGGAAAAUUGUGCUGCUGCUGUUAUUGCUACUACCACUCCUCGUUUUUGUGAACCCAACAACUUUAAUAUUUCGAGCACCAUAGCAGCGAAUUUGAAGUCGAUUAAAAAAACGAAGUUUGUUUUAAAGAAGAAAUUUUCUUCUGUUGCCUUGCGUUUUGUCGAGCCAUCAUCAGCUGCAAUUGUAAAAUACACUAGUGAUUGUUGCGACAGAUACCAAAACAUCGAUCAACACCAACACGCCCGCAGAGCCCGUCCUUGUGUGCCUCACAGCAGCGGCGUAAAGUUUCGUAGAGGCGGAUCUUGGCGCGUUCAAGGUGCACCAAUGAUCGGCUACUAGUGCUGAGAAGCUUCAAGUCCAGAGCAAAAUGGACUACCCGCCAAGGUAUCCGGACGCUUGUCUAAACUCGGAAUCCUCAACGAGCCCCUACUCGUUCAACGUCAACUAUAUUUAUCACCAGCAUCAACAACAACUCGAUAUCCAAAACAUGCACUACGACGCAACUAAGAUACCUUCGAUGCAGCAACGCGCCCGCCAGAUGCGAGCCGAUCUGCAUGAGAAUAUCAAAAACUCCAGUCUCGGGAGCGACUACCCGACUAAACAGUCGUUAAGCGCCGACAGCAUGAUCGAGCAGCCGGAAAAGAAAGGCCUGUGGCAGAGCAUGUUCAGAAGCGCAACGAAUUUGCUGGGCGAGCAUUUGAGUCGUGGUACUGGCUCGUUCAUCAGAAACUGGACCAGCAUGAACAGCAGUCCGCUGUCGGUGACCGUAGUUUCGCCUGACCUCUACAAAACUUUGCACACCACUGGCGUUCAGGAGUCGAUGAACGUCGAUGCCGGUACGUUAUUUACAACGACCGCAUGGUGUAACAGUGGCAGUAGUACUGAUAAUACAGACUCGAGAGACGAGACUCUAGCUAGUGUUUUAUACAAUAAUGACAGUUUGAACGGUAGUUGUAAAGUUAAGCUGGUGAACUGUUGUAGUGUUAGUGAUCCUAGUGACGUUGAUAAGCGUUGGAAAGAGUACAAGAACAUGUAUGUCGAUUGCAACGCUUUACAGCAAGAGCACGAAGAGAAAAACAAACCGGAGACUGUUGAUACCGACGAGAUGAGUGAUGUGCAUUUGGAGUCCAUCGAAAGCAUCAUCAUUAGAGACGAAAAAGAUGUAGAUAAAUCAGCAAAUUUCGGUAGUACUCUACAUCUCAAUAACGACGAGUCAGUAACCUUGGAAGAAAUAGAAUCUGACUUACCAGUCGGAACGCAUGAGACAAUGCAACAGCAAACGACGAUAAACUCGUCUCCCAAUUCAAGCGUCGUCGGUACUAUGAUCACGAACGCCUAUAAUAAGGUUGUAAAUAGCGUCACCGACUUGCUGCAAACGCGCUCUUGCUCUCCGGAACCCGAACCCACUGCACUUUUCUCAAAGCGUGCCGGCGGCUAUCCUAAGCCAAAAAAAGUUCACGCUAUCUCCAGUGGUCGAGGCAGGGGUAGGGGUCGAUCACAACUCAGACGGUCCGGGGUCAGUCAAAAGAGACACAGGAAAGAGCGCAGCAGGUAUGACAGAACAGAUGAUAUCAAGUUUGAUAUUGAAAAUUGGGAACAAAUGGAAAAUUACACCGAAGCUGAUGACGUCGACGAAGCAAGUGAGGAUGUCUGUGAUUUUGCUGGUGGUGUCAACAGCAUUCACAAGCAUUUGCUCACCAUUAGCUUUGAAGACAUCAUGCCUAUGAAGAUAGAACAAGAGCCCAAGGGCUUAAGACACUCCAAUUUACCCGAAGUUUCCAGCAAACUUAGCUUUAUCAGCGACGAUGAAGAAGAAGAAGAAUACGAAGAUGAUGAUGAUGAUGUAUAUGACGAUGACAUCUAUGACUAUGAAGACGAUAACGUUGAGAGCGACGAGAGCAGCGAAGAGGAGUUCGUGCAAUUCAGUUGUACUAAUAGAAUUAGAUUGUCCUCUGUGAGCUCGGUCGAUUCCGACGAUAGCUUUUGUAUCGUUUUCAAUGACGGUAACGAGUGUAAGACUAGUAUUAAUCCUGAAGCUGAAGCUCAAGUAGAGACUGAAGCUGAGGAUGAAGUUGAGGCUGAGACUGAAUGUAUACUUAAGAAUAAGAGUAAAGAUUCUGAUUUCAACGUAAAAGAGUGGAAACCAUCUAAGGUACGUUUCAACUUGAAGCCCAUUGUUCAUACAAUCGUACAUUGGAGAUACGCGCACAGAGCAGCUCGCCGUGGUCCUUGGGAGGAAUAUGCACGUGACCGCGCACGAUUUCAACGCCGCGUUAUGGAAAUCGGCACUGUGCUCAAGCCCGUAUUCAGUACCCAUCAUCGAGAGCGAAUCUGGAAUGAACGUUUUGCCAACGACGUUCCUACUGCGGUCAGUAUUCCUUACUUUGUCCAAAAAGGAACACUGGUAUAAUUUAUAAAGACAAAAUGAAAAGAACCCGUGAAAAAGCUGGAACAGUUUUAUCUGCAAAACAUGUGUAUAAAGACUGUAAAUUAAACAAAGUUAUAUCAAAAUGCUUUUGUAAUGAAAUAUAUAUCCAUCGUUAAGAGGAUGGGUAACGAAGCUCGUGUAAAAAAAAAGUACUCGCAGAUAGAAAGAAAUUAAUGCUGGAAUUUGUCAGGAUGAAAAAAAAUUCUUGAUUUUUAAAUAAGCACUUUUAAAACACUAUUCCAAAUCAUUCUUUACAUUUUUCAGUGAUGUUAAAAUCUUUCUAGUUGUCUCUUCUGUCACUUUGAGUGCUUAUUUAAUAAACAGAGUAGCGCGCGUUUUUUCCUAACAAAUUCCUUCAAAGCGAAUUGUUUUGUUUUAUGCAUAUUCUAUGCUAAUUUGAUUUUAUUGGCGAUUGAUCGCGGUUGAAUUAAAUGAAUAAUCAUUCCUAAGUCGGCUUGGUAAAAAAAGUAUCACUCCUUGUGUCGUCUUCUGUUUGCAAAUUUUACUUGUGCUAAGUCAAUGCGGUAUCAUAUUAUCUAAAUAUAUAAAUGGAAUUCGAUGUUAAUCGAGCUUGUACAUAUAUACGAGAGACAUAUUUAGAAAUUUUUCGAUGCUUUUAAAAAUGGUACUUUAUAAAAGAAGCAUUCUAAAUUUUAAUGUUGAAGUCAUACAUUUUCAUUAUUCACUUAUAGACAAAAUUGAUUAAUGAUUAAAAAAAUAAGAAAACUUAUGUGUUGUCCUUAAAAUAGAUCAAACUGUAAAGAUUUUCUUUUAAAUUCGUUCAAUGACUAAUAUUACCGUUUGUCAAAAGUUCAAAAUCAUUGUAAAACAUAAAUACCAUGUGUAAUUAAAGGUUUAUUGACUUGCUAUAUUAUGUAUAUAAAUACACUCAUUAAAUUUUUAUGUAUUUGUGCGUUCAAGGCAAAAAGUAGCCAAUUUCGACGGCAAUUAUAGAAACUCGCCUAAAAACAACUUUAAAAGCGUUUUUAUGAGUACCAAUACAUAGAGAUGUAUUUAAUCUGUAGUAAAUUUUACUGUGUACAUUAAUUUUUUUUUUUCUUUCAUACAUAUUUCAAGCUAGGACCAAUUUUUUUGUGAGUUUCUUUGUUGACGUCGAAUGAAGUUGUUACUAUUUAUGUUCGAAUAUAGUUAAUAAAUUCAUAUACAAUAAUAA